AUGUUAUGUCGGUCCCUGUAUCGCCCCAUCGUAUCAUGUCGUCGCAUUCGCCCACACGACGAUCGCAUCUGCGGCAAGUGCUACAGUGGGCUGUACAACGACAUUGGGAAGCUGACGCAGAACGACCUCCUCCCACUUGACGCCACCCGUCCCGCCGCCGAGACCCUCCCAGAGCAGUUCCGGAGGCUUCCGCGCGGCUGCAAGAACGACUACAACUGCCCACGAUCGGCCUAUCACGUCAACCUCCCACAAACGGAAAAGUGCACACGGUGCCGGAGCGUCGCCAUCUGUGCAGCUGUGCCCCAUUUUGCUCAGUCGCAGCUGAACCGGGCCUACAAGAAGGCGGUGACCAAGUACGGGCUCACCCGGUACGCGCCGCUCAUCUCCAACGAUGACAACGACGACGACCAUGAGGAUGACGAUGAGGAGGAGGAGGAUGAUGAAGAGUACGAUGACGUUCAUGGUGAUGAUGAUGAGGAUGAUGAUGAUGACGACGAUGAUGAAGAUGAAGGGCGCGGCCAGCUCAAGGGCAAGCAAGGCAGCAGUCACUCCAGCACAGGCACGAGCUACGACGACCUGGAUGGCGAGGCUGCUGGUGACGACGACUGAUGUGCACACCUCCUCUUCCGCUGUCGUUCUGUCAAUCGGAUCGCAACAUCUCUUUGUCCAGCUCCUGAACCCAUCUGCCACCGUCAAUCCCUGCUGCUGCUACUGAAGCAGCUGCAACAGCCAACCAACCAACCAACCAACCAACAACAACAACAACAACAACAACAACAACAACAACAACAACAACAACAACAACAAUAACCAGACUACAGAACGUACAAAACACACAAGAACUAGCAGCCGCAGCAACCACUCAGCCCACGCCCUCCCCCCGGGCUAACCGGCUUCCAUACGCUUUAUGUGCUUCGUUGUUUUUUCUCCAUCGCUGCGUGGAAAAGGACUUUAAGUGGUUCUGCACGACCAACUUGCCCCCUUCCCCUCUUUUGCUUUCCUCUCAGCUCAGUCUCCCAACGUGUCUUCUAACGUGUCUUCCUUCAGUCUCCCAAUGUGCCUUUACAUACUCCUUUUGCCAUUUUCAACUGCGUGUCUCGUCAAGUGUCAGCGUUUCGCUGCUGUGUGUCACAUCACUGUUCCCUGCCGUACCUGCCUUAUGUUUAUCGAUUGACUAACUGUCGUGUUGAUUUGUGCGUUGUUGUAUGCGAAGGUUCCCCCCCCCCUCUUUCCCCUUCUCAGCUUUCUCUGUACCCCUGUCUUUGUGGUCUGGCUCGUGUUGUGUUCGAUUUCCCCACUACGCCCCAAUCUCUCAACUUGGGCCCAUCGGCCUCGUCCUUGUGCUGCUGCCCCUGAUUCCGAGGUGUCUUAACUCCCCUGAUCGCUUUUCGUUUCACUGCCAUCUCCCCUUUCCUGUCCCCCUGUCCCGACGUCCUCCCCGGCGGUGUCAUCAAGACGUCCACAUGUGCAGUUCCUGUCGUUGUGUGUGUGUGUGUGCGUGUGCGUUGUGUGUGUGUGUGCGCGUGUGCGUUGUGUGUGUGUGUGUGUGUUGUGUGGGCGUGUGCUUGUCAGAGGCUUCCUGUCAGCACCCAUAUGCUCGUUUGUGACAUGUUAGUUUGUCGAAAUCGCUUUCACGUCUGGGUGUCGAAUCGCCAUUGUCGCUCUCUCCCCUGUGCUGCUUCUCAAUUGUCUCUUUGUUCUUGCUUGUUCUUGCUAGUGUUCUUCGGUUCUUUGUGAUAGCUUUGUAAUCGCGCGCUCAUGGCGAACAUGUGCGUGCGUGUGUGCAUGCGUGCAUGCCAACAGUCGUUUAGGCCACGUCAUCUCACCCUCACCCUGACCCCAUGUUGUCAUUUUCACAUCACUUAUCGUCUUCGCCAGCUCACCGUCUCCAACAUCAUAAACCAUCUCAAGCAUAAUUUGUUGUGAAC
Messenger RNA from Salpingoeca rosetta, 1928 nucleotides. RefSeq lists its product as uncharacterized. The transcript has 6 exons. The record is from RefSeq and is a predicted model, not a curated record. NCBI's taxonomy places the organism in Eukaryota, Choanoflagellata, Craspedida, Salpingoecidae. Bases 1 to 609 code for a protein of 202 amino acids.